Molecule: messenger RNA, 237 nt
Organism: Closterium sp. Yama58-4
Lineage: Eukaryota; Viridiplantae; Streptophyta; Zygnematophyceae; Desmidiales; Closteriaceae
Source: the annotation of a GenBank genome assembly
AUGGCACGUGGCAGGGCCAUGGCGGAGUCGCUGCGCAUGCAGCGCCCGUGGCACGCGCAGCUGCUGGGGCCCUUGUGCACCGAGCACGAUUACUACCUCGACCUGCUCUCCAUCCUGCAUCACAACCAGGACGUGUUCCCGUACCAUCUGAGUGCGUACAUCUGUGGUGUGCUGCGCAUCUCGCCCUUCCGCUUCUACCGCGACAUGCUCGUAGACGCCAUGGCGCAGGGUCAGUGA